GUAUGUUGUGAGCCGGGGGUGAGGGAGGAUAAUUUAAGAAGUACUGACACAAAGUCAUGUGUGGCUGAAAACAAACUCUUGAACUUGUUAAGAUUCUUACAAGAGACGUCUGUGGUUGACUGCAAAACAUUAGACCUUCAUAGAACUGGAAAUAAACGUCUAUGGAAUAGGAAAAGACUGUGGACAACGUGAAGGGUUUUGGUACACUGACGACUCGGCCAGCACUAACAGUCCAGAGUUACGAAAUCGUCGACCCCCAGAAAAAAAGAAAACUUAUUAAAAAAAAAAAUCGUUAAACCUCCCCCCCCCCAAAAAAAAAAAAGAAAUAAUUUAGAAGCUGGAAGAAAUACAAAGAAAAUCCGAAGCAUUUUAGAGCCUGGAAGACAUAGAGAGAUUUUAGAGGAGCCAUGGCAGAAGCUCGUACAAUUGUUAAUUAUUUUUUUUUAAAUUAUAUGAUGAAUUAACCUGUGAGAUGAGGCAGUUGCCGAGAGGAACGCAGAAGGUGACGCCUGGAGGUGGUACCGUCAGCGUCUGCUUCAGGAACAUGAUCCUCUUAACAGUAUUGAUGUUAAUGUCUGCUGGAGGAGCCAGGAGUGUGGACGACUGGAGGACCUCUGAUGACAGGAAGACACUCAGAGAAAGAGACCCCAUAUCUCUCAGGGACGGAGAGGUCGACCCCAUAUCUCUGAGGGGCGGGGAAACCCUGAGUCCCAUGAUGCAUCAGGUUGAUGGGGCUUCUUUUACAGGGCAAGAGAGAGAGCAACAGCGAGAGUUGUGGGAUCUAUCUUCAUUGCAACGGGAGGACCUGACGUCAUUACAACAGGAAGAACAGAGCGAUUCUUGGAGCUUGGCUUCACUAAAACAGGACGACCAGUACAGGUUCUGGGAUCCAAUUCUUUGGCAGAAACAGAGGCGACAGUUGCCUUGGGAUCAGCAGCUUAAGUCAGUGGCAUUAGAUUCGAUUUCCUCUCACGAACAAGAUCAGUGGGAGCUGAACCUACGGGACCUGAGUCUUCAGAAGGUGGCUCCGUCCCUAACGACGACCCUUGAGGACCCCAGCAACGCCCCAUCGGGGCCUUACUUCCUGGAGCCUCCCGCUGUCCAGGUCUCCGUCAGGGCGGGUCAACCAGCCACUCUUACCUGCAUCGUCAAGCAUCUGGGCAACAGACAGGUGUCGUGGAUCAGGGGUCGUGACUUGCACGUACUCAGUUCAGGUGAGGUUACCUUCUCCUCGGACUCCCGAGUACAAGUGUCUCACCUGGGAGACUCAUGGACUCUCAUCAUCAAGUACACACAGAUGAGAGAUGCCGGACCUUACUCAUGUCAGGUCAAUACUCAGCCUCGUCUGGCAUCAUGGUAUAACCUUACUGUCAUAGAGGCUCGGGCCACCAUCCAGGGAAAACACACACUGUACGUCCAAGCAGGCAGCACAGUGACUCUUGUGUGUGUAGUGAGGGAACAACUCCUGAUACCAGGUCUAGUGUUGUGGUACCAGGAUGACCGACUAGUCCAGCGUGAUGCAGGGAGGGUGACAGUGGUGACGCAGGUGGACAAUGUCACUAGUAGCACUCUCACCGUCACCCGCGCCAGCAGACAUGAUUCAGGCAACUAUUCCUGCUGGCCUUCUGCUGGCACGCCCGACAGUGCCAUAAUUCAUGUUAUAGAAGGUGACCCACCAGCUGCCAUGCAGCACGGAAACACAGCCGUGCAUCCAUCUGUCACGCCCGUGAUGCUGCUGCUGUUACUGGUGCUGCUGCUACUGGUGCACCCCUUCUACAGCAGCACCCUCAUCAUCUACACCUGAUAACGAUCUGGAUAAACUACCAUAUAUUCAGUUAGGUAGCGAAUGUCGUUGCUACAUCCAGAAGUCAUGUGUUUCCCCAACAUGCGGAAAUGUAUUCUUCCUUAUGGUCUUUGAAUUUAAAGGUUAAUUCCUAGCCUCUGAGGACGGUAUGAUGAAAGGCCUCAAGUUUUUUUACAAGUCCCUCCCUGUUCUUUAUUUGCAUAUAUUAUCGCUUAUUUUAAACCGGUGAGCCUGACUUAAGUCCUGGAGGUGGGAAGUACAGAGCC
This is a messenger RNA of Cherax quadricarinatus, 2070 nucleotides long. RefSeq names its product protein borderless-like. Gene Ontology annotation, biological process: synapse organization. Gene Ontology annotation, cellular component: neuron projection membrane. The record is from RefSeq and is a predicted model, not a curated record. Lineage: Eukaryota; Metazoa; Arthropoda; Malacostraca; Decapoda; Parastacidae.